This is a messenger RNA of Athalia rosae (coleseed sawfly), 1197 nucleotides long. RefSeq lists its product as uncharacterized. NCBI's taxonomy places the organism in Eukaryota, Metazoa, Arthropoda, Insecta, Hymenoptera, Athaliidae. Bases 405 to 1061 code for a protein of 218 amino acids. The record is from RefSeq and is a predicted model, not a curated record. The transcript is spliced from 5 exons.
GAGCAAGGCGACUCCUUUCACAUCGGACUUCGGUUCGUAGUUCUGUACGCCGAACACGAAAACUUGAAAUCCCGGUUGGCGUCAGUACGUCGAGAACCGGCGAGUCGUUCAAAGUUGUUCGGAAGUAAAAAAGUCACCUGGAACACCGCGAUUCCUCAGGUACGUCGGGGUUUCAGUGAUGGUGCGCGCAGUUGGCAGCUGAUGCGUUUCCCGAUACGGCUGUCGUGUGUUCCGAUCUGACACCGCGCCAGAAGUGCGAUUCCCGCUGUACACGUUCCUCUUCCUCGCCUUUCGUCGUCGUCGUCGUUCAGAGGAUUGAGCCGACGUGUUCGAGAAAGAUGCAUUUUUGCGGGACGUGAAUAUCGAGAUUACCGAGUCUGGAUAGAAACAUACUGUAAUCGAAAAUGCGGAGCACUGUCCCCUUCAAGUACGCCGUUUGCGUUCUCUUCGUUUGCGGAUGCGUGACCAGUCUGAUCGUACCGGAGGAACUGCCGACGAUACUGUCGCUCAUCUACUCCAAUAUACCGCCGAUAAAAAAAGGAACGGAUUCUCGACUCGGAGUUGGUUUUAGACUCGGAGAACACGCCGAUUUCCAAAUUCUGGUCGAAUUGGGUCCGCAACGGGAAACUCAGCCGAUCGGCAACACGGACUCAAAGAGAAGGCGACAGGCGACUUUGGAAUCGGCGAUGAAAGGGGAUUUCGGUCCGUGGGCACAGUCCGUGGCCAAGUACCAGAUGCAGUUGAGAAUACAGAAGGAAAUCGAAGAAGAGAAGAGGCUGCAGGACAAACUGAAGAAACUACAAGCUCAGGAUAACCAGAGCGAAGGAAUCGCGUCGGGGGGCAGCGACUGGUUGAAAAAGUGGAGUAAAGGUAUGGUGGAACCUCCGGACCGACAGCCGGUCGAGGAAAAUCUUCCGAUCCAAACGAUCUUGCCUCGUUUGGACGCGAGCCGAUUGUCCGUGUCCAGAUUGUCGUCGGGAUCGAACGCGAUGACCGAAGAAAAAGCCGCCGAAUUGCAAAAACUUUACAAAGAUCAACCGGCGAGUACGCAAAAGGUUUGAUCGCACCCUUCCAAUGUAGGUAUUUUAGUCAUGUAUACUUGUAAUUAUCUUCACUCAAUCGUACUGUAUAGUGUAAUAUUUAUUGUAAAGAAUAUCAGCGUUUGUACAAAAUAGUAAAAAAAAAAGAAAAAACAAA